Theobroma cacao (cacao) is the source of this 2067-nucleotide messenger RNA. NCBI's taxonomy places the organism in Eukaryota, Viridiplantae, Streptophyta, Magnoliopsida, Malvales, Malvaceae. The record is from RefSeq and is a predicted model, not a curated record.
AUGGCACUCACUGAAGAUGGCAGUGCUAUUAUUCAGAACAAGCUUCUACCAAAGCUAAAGGAUCCAAAGAGUUUUUCUAUACCUUGUGCUAAUGGUGGUUCUAAAUUUUCUAAAGCUUUGUGUAAUCUGGGUGCUAGUAUGUCACUGAUGCCUUCAUCUGUUAUUAAGAAACUUGGACUUAAGGAGAUUCAACCUAUUAUAGUUACUUUUCAAUUAGUAGAUAAGACAAUUCGGUACUAUGUUGGGAUCAUAAAGGAUAUGGAAUCUGACAAUAUCAAUGUUUCUUUUGAAUCAAAUGUUCAUUUUCUGGAGGAAUCUGAUGAUUGUCUGCAGAUUGAGCAGUUGGGAGCAACAGAUAAAAAGAAGCCAUGCCAACCCAAAAAACGAAAGCUAACUUCAAAGCUUUGGACAUUCUUUGAACAUUUGCCAAAAAAGAACUCAAGUGAUGGAAAAUCAAAAGUAAAGUGCAAGCUCUGUGGGUAUAUUUUGAAUUAUGAAAGCAAGUAUGGGACAGGUAAUUUGAAACGUCAUAAUGAUAAUUGUGUUAGGAAAGACACACGUGAUAUAGGUCAAAUGAUAUUUUCUAAAGAACAUAAUUCAAUGCUAAUGAGGUCUUCAAAAUUUGAUCCUGAAAAGUUUCAUAAAUUAGUGGUAGCUGCAAUUGUGAUGCAUAAUUUGCCUUUAUCAUUUGUGGAGUAUACUGGAAUUAAGUCUAUGUUGUCUUAUUUGCGUGAAGAUGUUGUUCUGAUCUCUAGUAACACUGUUAAAGUUGAUAUAAUUAGGAUGCAUAAAAGAGAAAAAUGUAAGAUACAAUCCUUGCUUCAAGAAUCACCUGGGAGGAUUUGUUUGACUUUUGAUUUGUGGACUUCUGUUGUUACUAAUGGGUAUACGUGUCUUACUGCUCAUUUUGUUAACAAAAAUUGGGUUCUACAAAAAAGAAUCUUGAAUUUUUCCUUUAUGCCACCUCCACACAGUGGUGUUGCUUUGAGUGAAAAGAUUUAUGCAUUGUUAGUUGAAUGGGGAAUUGAAAGUAAAUUGUUUUCAAUAACAUUGGAUAAUGCUUCUGCAAAUUAUACUUUUGUUGAUUUGUUGAAAGUGCAAUUGAAUAUGAGAAAGCAACUUUUAGGAAGAGGCAAGUUUUUUCAUAUAAGAUGUUGUGCUCAUAUACUUAAUUUGAUUAUGCAAGAUGGUUUGAAAGAAGUUGAUAGUGCGAUCCAAAAAGUGAGAGAAAAUAUUAAGUAUGUGAAAGGUUCUCAAGGGAGAAAACAAAAGUUUUUAGAGUGUGUGAGCCUAGUGAAUUUGAAUGCAAAAAGAGGCUUAAAACAAGAUGUGCCAACUAGGUGGAACUCUACAUUUCUCAUGCUUGAAAGUGCACUUUAUUUUCGCUUGGCCUUUUCUCAUUUGGAAAUUAAUGAUUCAAAUUUCAAGCAUUCUCCAUCUAGAGAUGAAUGGGAUAGAAUUGAGAAACUUAGCAAGUUCUUAAGUGUAUUUUAUGAGAUUACUUGUGUGUUUUCUGGAACAAAGUAUCCCACAGCCGACUUGUACUUUCCUUCGAUAUUCAUGGCACGCAUGACCUUGGAAGAACAUAUGAGUGGAGAUGAUAGUUACACAAAGCUUUAUGGGAGUGAUUCAACUGAAUUUAAAAAGGUUAAAGAUCAUUUAUUUGCUCUUUAUGAUGAAUAUGCUGUCAAGGUUCCUAAUACUUCAUCUGCUUUAAAUGACACGCCUUUUGAUGAGAAAAAGGUGCACAAGGGAAAAAACGAGUUCUUAAAGGAGUUUGACAAUUUUCAACGUGAGUUUGGGACUGCGAAGAACAAAUCUCAACUGGAGCAAUAUUUGGAUGAACAAAGGAUUAAAACGACAAUUGAAUUGGAUAUUUUACAAUUUUGGAAGACAAAUCAGUUUCAUUAUCUUAAGGUUUCUACCAUGGCUCGAGAUAUCUUGGCCAUUCUUGUAUCGACAGUGGCUUCCGAGUCUGCUUUUAGUGAUGGCGAUAAAGUUCUUGAUCAAUAUCGAAGCUCACUUAAACCAGAUGUUGUGGAGGCAAUUUUAUGUUGUACGGAUUAG